Molecule: messenger RNA, 1059 nt
Organism: Penicillium vulpinum
Lineage: Eukaryota; Fungi; Ascomycota; Eurotiomycetes; Eurotiales; Aspergillaceae
Product: alpha/beta hydrolase
Exons: 2
Coding region: 1-1059 (352 amino acids)
Molecular function (GO): hydrolase activity
Source: RefSeq, a predicted model, not a curated record
AUGUGCGACUUCUCAAAAUACGGAAUUCCCAGCGAGGAGUGGCUACGCGUGGAGGCCACUUUACCAGCCGCGAAAGAGCAGAGCCUAUCCGAGUUGAAGCAAAGUGUCAACGAGAGUAGAGAAGUCAUUGCGCAAAAGGCGAUGGCAGAGUUUUCGGAUCAAGUCUUCACGCAGGACCAUUCAAUUUCUAGCCGUGAUGAUUACAAAUUACAGGCUAGAAGUUAUCGUCCAGUCUCAGCAUCUCCCACUGAGAUACUGCCCAUUUACAUGCACUUUCAUGGCGGUGGUUUUCUGUUCGGGACCUUGAGCUCGGAAGAUACGAUAUGCUCUCGGCUUGCCAUCAACGCACAGGUGAUGGUUGUCAAUGUCAACUACCGGCAUACUCCCGAAUACACGUACCCGACUGCUUGGAAUGAUGCCGAAGACGCCUUUCUUUGGGUGUGUGACAACGUUGCUCCACUAAACGGUGAUCCGGACAGAAUCGUUGUCGGUGGAAUAUCGGCUGGCGCAUGGCUCGCCGCUUCUUUGACACAGGCAGCAUUGAAAUCGGAGCUCCCAGUCCCCCCAACACUUACUAUUUGUGGCCAGUUACUGAUGAUACCUGCUCUGGUUUACACCAAGUGUUAUGAAUCUCAAAUGUCCCAAAUACAGGAUCCUAGUCUCUCAUCAUAUUCUCAAAACGAGAACGCGCCCAUCCUGAAUAUGCGCAGGAAACAACUGUUCAAUGGUCUUUUGAAAGUGGAGAAUCCAAAUCCAAAUGACAAACGGCUCAAUCCUGGACUUCUGCCUUCUGAAGAUGCGAAGAAGUUGCCACCAACAACUCUUGGUGUUGCUGGGUAUGAUCCUCUACGAGAUGAAGGGUUACUAUAUGGCAAACUAUUGGCCGAAAAUGGUGUACCGACCAACGUCAAUAUCUUCAGGGGUGUACCCCAUGGAUUCCGAAGAUUUGGGGACAGACUAUCAGUUUGCAAGAAAUGGGAUCAGGUCAUGGAAGACGGAAUUCGGUGGACUUUGGCAAAGCCUUCUACCUCAGGAGAGUUUGUCAUACAUGAACAUUAA